Scophthalmus maximus (turbot) is the source of this 2446-nucleotide messenger RNA. RefSeq names its product septin 2 (gene sept2). The record is from RefSeq and is a predicted model, not a curated record. Gene Ontology annotation, molecular function: GTPase activity; GTP binding; molecular adaptor activity. Lineage: Eukaryota; Metazoa; Chordata; Actinopteri; Pleuronectiformes; Scophthalmidae. The coding region runs from base 173 to 1285 and encodes 370 amino acids. Gene Ontology annotation, cellular component: septin complex; septin ring; cell division site. The transcript is spliced from 13 exons. Gene Ontology annotation, biological process: cell division; cytoskeleton-dependent cytokinesis; cilium assembly.
UCGGCGGUCGACGCGAUGCUAAGCGGCGAGCGAGUUUCUCUGGAAGCUAGCGAAGGAUGCUAGUCGGACCGUUAGCUUCCGGUCGCUUUUCAAGAACAACAUUGCCACACAAGUUGUAGCAUUAGCUCGCCCUGUGCCCGCUGCUCUGUUACCGGUUUAACAAGGAGAAAAGAUGUCUCAGGCCGACAAAAUGAAGCAGGGCCAAUUUACCAACCCUGAGACCCCAGGGUACGUUGGAUUCGCCAACCUGCCCAACCAGGUUCAUCGCAAGUCAGUGAAAAAAGGAUUUGAGUUCACGUUGAUGGUGGUUGGUGAGUCUGGACUUGGAAAAUCAACCCUGAUCAACAGCCUUUUUCUCACAGACCUUUACCCUGAGAGAGUCAUCCCCGGAGCAGCAGAAAAGAUAGAAAGGACGGUUCAGAUCGAGGCGUCGACAGUAGAAAUUGAGGAGCGAGGCGUGAAGCUCCGUCUCACUGUGGUAGACACACCAGGAUAUGGAGAUGCCAUCAACAGCCAGGACUGCUUCAGCACUAUUAUCAGCUACAUCGAUGACCAGUUUGAACGCUACCUUCAUGAUGAGAGCGGUCUGAAUCGUAGGCACAUUGUCGACAAUAGAGUUCACUGCUGCUUCUAUUUCAUCUCCCCUCUUGGCCACGGCCUGAAGCCCCUGGACGUGCAGUUCAUGAAGGCCAUUCACAACAAGGUCAACGUGGUUCCUGUCAUCGCCAAGGCGGACACUCUCACCCUCAGAGAGAGGGAGCGGCUCAAGCGCAGGAUUCUGGAUGAGAUCGAUGAACAUGGUAUUAAGAUUUACCACCUUCCUGAUGCCGAGUCAGACGAGGAUGAGGACUUUAAAGAGCAAACUAGGAUCCUCAAGGCUAGCAUCCCAUUCGCAGUUGUAGGAUCCAACCAGCAGAUCGAGGCCAAAGGGAAGAAGGUGAGGGGCCGCCUUUACCCCUGGGGAGUGGUGGAGGUGGAGAACCCAGAGCACAACGACUUCCUCAAGCUGCGGACCAUGCUGAUAACCCACAUGCAGGAUCUACAGGAAGUGACCCAGGACCUGCACUACGAGAACUUCCGCUCGGACCGCCUCAAGCGGGGUGGCAGGUUGUCCUCCCAUGGUUAUGUUCUGCCUCUGUCUCCUGCCAGAAAAGGACCGGAGCCGGAGGAAAUGGACAAGGACAUUAUCCUGCAGGAGAAGGAGGCUGAGUUGAGACGAAUGCAGGAGAUGAUUGCUAAGAUGCAGGCCCAGAUGCAGAAGCAGGGAGACGAGGGAGACGUGUGAGAAGUCCAUGGUGUUUGAGCCGCUGCUCAACUUCGACCAGAGCAAACUGAAUCGUACUGAUUGCCACUAUCUUCAUUUAGUUCCACAUCGGACCUGAAGUCUUUUCUCUUUUAAAAAAAAAUAUACAUUCAGUAAAGUAUAUUCAGACAACAGUGUUAUUUUUAUAUAUUUACACGGUUAUAUUUCCUUUUUUUUGUUUGUUUAUCUUUAUUAAACUUUUACCAGUUACUGAAAUGAAGUCAUGCGACCCCUCUUUGAAAACGGUGACAUAUAUUUUUAAUACAAACCCAUUGGGAUGAUCUGUUACAACUUUUUUUUCUUUUCUUCCUUACCUUAUUUUGCUUUUGAUAAAACCAAAGUGUUGGUGCUUCGAUCCAGUGCGUUUAGUCCAAAAACGUCUCUCGAAGCACACGCUGACAUGAGCUCUGUGAGUGAGCUUCAUUUGGGAGAAUCAACUAUGGUGAAAACCAAUAGCAGAAAUAGCAAUUUUUAUGCCAUUGGCUCAAUAUUGUCAAACAUAAUUUCAGAUGACCACACAAGCAUCCCAUCAUACAGGGUUCACGCAGCUCAGCGUUACUCAUGUUAUCUCACCCAUAUGCAUGCUACUCUCUCAGCUCCUCCCUUGUUUUACCCAUUACUGCAGUUCUCAGAUCAGUGUCGCCACAUCCAACCGCAUUGAAGUGUUGUUAAGCUUCUUUUAAGUUUAAUAUGAAUUAAAUAAACUGUGACCCUUGACCUCUUCCAGUCUUCCUGAAGACCUGACCAAUGAAGGAUGGACAAACUAGGUCUUUUUUUUCUGUGACACACCUCUGUUUGGUGCUUUGAUGCAUCUUUGAAUUAGAUGUGUUUACUUCAUAUCUCCUCUAUAUUGUCCAGUGAAGUCAUGUGCCAGGGAGCAUUGAUAUUUUUGUUUCAUUGAGAUUUAAGAAGUAUAAACUCUCAUGUGUCCCAACUGCUGAGUACUUUGUGGUUUUUGUUAAUGACCGCAGAAGUUCAAGUUGACCCGCCGGGGUCAAUGUAGCCAACGUUUUCCCCUCACCAGCCAAGACGUGUUCUUGACAUUCCUCUUUGUGCUGUUUUUAUCCAAUAUUAAAGUACCAAAUAUUGUUCUUGAUACAUAUAUUGUAAUAAAGGUUUUAUUAAACUUGAACAAGCUCUUCA